AUGGCAGCCCUUCAAGCCCAGAAUCUAUUACCAUCAGCGGCGGCGGCGGCGGCGUCGCGAGUCCCAUAUGGCCGCAGGUUAUGUGCGAGUGUUCAUGCCCCCUCUAAUGUCAGAAUCAAGCGUAGGAUCUCUCUUCCAAAGCUACCAACCAACAUCGCCAUGGGGGAUUUGAUCCUGAGAGAAGAGAGCACAGCCACCAGGCAACGUCAAACACAUACUGCGACCCAUGACAAAUAUGAAGAUCUGAUCAUCACCAAGCUUCAUGCCAUAGCCGAGGCAGUUGCCGAUCGAGCAGAGAUGCACGCAAUCAUCGGAGCACAGAGGAAUAACUGGAAUCACCUCUUCCUCCACUCCAUCAACUCCAUUAGCCUCACUGCAUCCCUCAUGGCUGGAAUCUCAUCUAUCCCCGUGGGAGAAGCCACACCCCACCUACUAGCCUUCAAGCUCUCUUCCGUGAUCUUGUUCACUGCUGCAACCGGGAUGAUGCUGGUCGUCAACAAGAUCCAGCCUUCCCAGCUAGCCGAAGAACAAAGGAAUGCGACCCGGUUGUGGAAGCAGCUCGAGAGAUCGAUCCAUGCGACUCUCGCCCUCCGAGCCCCUACCGAAUUGGAUGUCGAGGAGGCCAUGGAGAAGGUGCUCGCACUCGAGAAGGCCUACCCACUGCCUCUGCUCCCCGGCAUGCUCGAGAAGUUCCCUGAAACCGUAGAGCCUACUCGAUGGUGGCCCAAACUAAGGCGGCAGGAGAGACGUCGACAAUACGUUAACGGCGUGGAAAGGAAUGGCUGGAGCAAGGAGCUGGAAGAGGAGAUGAUGGGCAUCCUGAGAGUACUGAAGGUGAAAGAUGAGGAGCAGUACGUGAGGUUGGGCAAGGUGGUCUUGAACAUUCAUAAGACUUUAGCCACCUUGGGCCCUCUAGUCUCUGGCCUGGCCGCGCUCGGUGCCGGUUUGAUUGGCUCGCCGGCUCUUGGGCAAUUGCCUGUCUUGCUUGGGGUCGUCGGAGGGGCACUUGCAGCUGUAGUGAAUACAUUGGAGCACGGCGGACAGGUCGGAAUGGUGUUUGAGCUGCUCCGCAACUGCGGCGGCUUCUACAGGAGGCUACAGGAAGAGAUUGAGUCAAAUCUGGGGGAAAGAGAUGCGGAGAGGAGGGAGAAUGGGGAGUUGUUUGAGAUGAAGAUGGCAUUGCAGCUAGGAAGGAGCCUCUCUGAGCUAAAAGACUUGGCAUCAUAUGCCUCUUCCUCAUGCAAGGAUGAAGACAUUGGAGAGUUUGCUGGGAAGCUGUUCUGAUCGUAUCUUCCUCCUUUUCCGGACUGUCAAAGUGUAGAUUUUGUUCGGUAAAGAUAAAAUUAACUUACUGUGGAUAGAUUGAUUUUUAGAAGCCAUGUAUAUGCUU
This is a messenger RNA of Phoenix dactylifera (date palm), 1390 nucleotides long. Its product is annotated as putative F-box protein At4g22030. Lineage: Eukaryota; Viridiplantae; Streptophyta; Magnoliopsida; Arecales; Arecaceae. The record is from RefSeq and is a predicted model, not a curated record.